This is a messenger RNA of Sesamum indicum (sesame), 1899 nucleotides long. RefSeq names its product protein DETOXIFICATION 27. Gene Ontology annotation, molecular function: xenobiotic transmembrane transporter activity; antiporter activity. Gene Ontology annotation, cellular component: membrane. Gene Ontology annotation, biological process: xenobiotic detoxification by transmembrane export across the plasma membrane. Lineage: Eukaryota; Viridiplantae; Streptophyta; Magnoliopsida; Lamiales; Pedaliaceae. The record is from RefSeq and is a predicted model, not a curated record.
CUCUUUCUCCUCUUUUGCUAACCCUUUUCUCUCUUCUUCCCUUCAAUCCAAUAACAAAACCCACCCAAUAUAUCUAUAUAUAUAUAUAUAUAUAUAUAUUUAUCACAAAAAGAAAAAUAAGACAACCCCAAGAGAGCAAAAAUGUCAAAUAGAGGGGAACUUCAAGAAAAUUUAAAAGCGCCAUUAUUAGAAUAUUCAUUUUCAGACUUACAAAAAGAACAAGUACAAUUUUAUAAUGAUGAAGAAAUACCUCUGCAUCAAAGAGUAUGGAUCGAAACCAAGAAGCUCUGGCGGAUUGUCGGCCCUGCCAUCUUCAGCCGCAUCGCAUCCUACUCCAUGUUCGUCAUCACCCAAGCCUUUGCCGGCCACCUCGGCGACCUUGAGCUCGCCGGCGUGUCUAUUGCCACUACUGUCAUCCUCGGUUUCGACUUCGGCCUCUUGCUAGGGAUGGCGAGUGCGCUGGAGACACUCUGCGGGCAGGCGUACGGGGCGAAGAAGUACCACAUGCUGGGAGUGUAUCUGCAGCGUUCAUGGAUAGUUCUGUUCCUCUGCUGUGUGGUGUUGCUGCCGCUCUUCUUCUUCGCGACGCCCAUUCUGAAGCUGCUGGGGCAGCCGGCGGACGUGGCGGAGCUGUCGGGGAAGGUCGUCAUGUGGUUCAUUCCUGUCCAUUUCAGCUUCGCGUUUCAGUUUCCUCUGCAGAGGUUUCUGCAGAGCCAGCUGAAGAACAGCGUGACGGCUUGGGUGAACUUGGCGGCGCUCGUGGUUCAUCUGCUUAUCAGCUGGCUGAUUGUUUACCGGCUGCAGCUGGGCUGGGCGGGUACGGCUCUGACGCUGGAUUUUUCGUGGUGGGUCAUCGUCUUCGGGUUGUUUUUGUACACCGUUUGCGGCGGCUGCUCGCUGACGUGGACGGGCUUCUCCGUCGAGGCGUUUUCCGGGCUGUGGGACUUUCUUAAGCUCUCGGCUUCUUCCGGUGUCAUGCUUUGCUUGGAGAAUUGGUAUUACAGGAUACUGGUUGUGAUGACUGGGAAUCUUGAAAACGCCAAGAUUGCGGUGGACGCAUUGUCUGUUUGCAUGAGCAUCAACGGCUGGGAACUGAUGAUUCCCCUCGCAUUUUUUGCUGGAACUGGAGUAAGGGUAGCAAAUGAGCUGGGAGCAGGCAACGGAAAAGGAGCCAAGUUUGCGACGAUAGUAUCCGUCUCAGAAUCCGUCGCGAUUGGGCUAGUUUUCUGGGUACUGAUAAUGUUAUUCCACAAUGAAUUUGCCCUAAUUUAUACAACCAGCGAAGCAGUGCUGGGUGCAGUCAGCAAGCUCUCUAUUCUCUUGGCCUUCACUGUUCUCCUCAACAGCGUCCAACCAAUUCUUUCAGGGGUGGCUGUUGGUUCUGGAUGGCAAUCAUACGUGGCCUACAUCAACCUUGGUUGCUACUAUUUGAUCGGAGUUCCACUUGGAGUUUUGAUGGGAUGGGUUUUCCAUCAAGGAGUUAUGGGCAUCUGGGCUGGUAUGAUAUUUGGUGGAACAGCAGUACAAACAGUGAUAUUGGCCAUUAUUACAAUGAGAUGUGACUGGGAAAAGGAGGCAGCGAAGGCGACGAUGCAUGUCAGAAAGUGGUCGGAAUCGAGAAACAACGUAUCAUGAACAAUGAAAAAUGGACAAACUGAUCAUGCAAGGGUUUCAAAAUGCUUUCUAUUUUAAUUUCUAUUUAUUUUCUCGCUGAUCUCAUAGUUAAGUUGCCAAUUUUUGUUUAUUGGGUGGAAAUUAACAAAAAUCUUUCAACAAAUGUAUUAUUAUAUAUGCAACGAAAAGUAGAAAUCAGGGUUUUCUUUCUUUCUUUCUUUUCUUUUAAUAAUUAUGCUGUAACCGUGUAACGUGAUUAUUUAGUUCAUAACAAGGGAAUUUAAA